CCCGCUGCUCCGCGUCACGUGCGAGUGGGAAGUCGCGGCGACACCGAGCUGAGCCGCGCCGGGCCGAGCGCUCGCUCGCAGUCGGAGCUGAGUGCGGAGCCCAAGGCGGACGGCUACAGCUCUCAGGGCCCCAGCCGUCCCCACCCCCGGCCCCCCUCCCUCGGCCUCCUCCCCCAGUCCGGGCUGCCGAGCCGCCCGGCGCAGAAGGAAGCAUGCUGACCGUCGGCUGCGCGCUGCUGGCCGCCCUGCUGGCCGCGCCCGCGGUCGCGCUGGUCCUCGGGAGCUGCCGCCCGCUGGAGAUGGCAAACGAUACGGUGAUUAGCCUGCCCGGAGCCACCGUCACCCUGAUCUGCCCUGGGAAGGAAGCAGAAGGCAAUGCCACCAUUCAGUGGGUGUACUCUGGCUUGCAGCACAGACGGUGGACUACCACGGGGAACUCACUGCUUCUGAGGGCAGUGCAGCUCAACGAUACGGGCAACUAUUCAUGCUUCCUGGAUGAUCACCUGGUUGGGACUGUGCCCUUGCUGGUAGAUGUUCCUCCAGAGGAGCCUAAACUCUCCUGCGCCCGGAAGAACCCCCUUGUAAGUGCUACUUGUGAGUGGUUCCCAAGCAGCACCCCCUCUCCUACGACCAAGGCUGUGCUGUUUGUGAAAAAAAUCAACACCACCAACCCGAACAGUGGCUUCCAGUUGCCCUGCCAGUAUUCUCAGAAGUUCAGAAGCUUCUCCUGCCAGGUGGAGAUCCUAGAGGGUGACAGAAAUUACCACGUAGUGUCGCUGUGCGUUUCAAACAGUGUUGGAAGCAAGUCCAGCAGCAACGUGGCUUUUCACAGUUUAAAAAUUGUGCGGCCUGACCCCCCUGUGAAUCUUGUGGUGUCCGCCAUACCUGGAAGGCCUCGCUGGCUCAAAGUCAGCUGGCAAGACCCUGAGUCCUGGGACUCACGCUACUACAUGUUGAAGUUUGAGCUUCGAUACCGACCUGUGUGGUCGAAGACGUUCACGGUGUGGCCGGUGGCCCAGCACCAGUGCAUCAUCCAUGAUGCCUUGCGAGGAGUGCAGCACGUGGUGCAGCUCCGUGGGAAGGAGGACCUUGAGACCGGCCAGUGGAGCGAGUGGUCCGCGGAGGUCACCGGCACUCCUUGGAUAGAGCCCCCGAGCACUCCCACAGGGAUCCUGGAGGACCCCACACAGGUCUCUGAUGAAGACUAUGAUGAUGAGGAGGAUUUGUACAACCAGCCUGUAAAAGCGACAAGCUUCCCGGCCUCAGGACAAGAUCCUUCCUCAAUAUCGCUGCCCACAUUCCUGGUGGCUGGAGGAAGCCUGGUGUUUGGGUUGCUCCUCUGUGUCUUCAUCAUCCUGAGGCUCAAGAAGACUUGGAAGUCACCGGCUGUGCGGGAAAGCAAGACGAGUUCUCCCCCUCCAUAUUCCUUGGGACAGCUGAAGCCGGCCUUCAUACUGGUUCCUCUCCUCACCUCAGCAGGGUCCCACAACAGCUCCAGGCCUGACAACACCUUAAACCACAGCUGCCCGGGCGUCAGAGACCCGCAGAGCCCUUACGACACCAGCAAUAGGGACGGCUUAUUCCACAGCUAGUUGUCUGGAUGGGACCUGUAGCUGGUGUCAGAUCAGCACCGCCACUCCAGCUCACCUGGGCCAGCAGUGGUGGGUGGGGUGCAGCUUCCCUUUCGCACAAGAGCCUUGCAGAAGGUGUGGAGGGGUCAGGACUGUCUGCUGCACAUGCUCUGAAGGCAGGGGUUGUGAGGGACGCAGGCCACCAUGAGGACAUAGCCUCCACACCCUCAGGAUAGCCUCAGGUAGGGGUGCCAAAGGUUACCCUAAUUGCCUAGCUCUGACUCACUCCCCCAACCCACCUUUUAGCUGAACUCUUGAAAUCCAAGCACCUUUGGCCUUCUCUUUUCCUAGGCCGCUAAGGCUGGGGAGGAACUCAUGCCCACUCUCCUCAAUACCUGGAAAGCUGCUGGAAAAGCAGCUGGCAUCCCGCUUGUGACGAAUCUCUCAGGGCCUGAUGGUUUAAGCAGAACGAUAUUAAUCUCUUGUAAUAAGUUUCAGAUGUGAAUGAUAAUUCUAGGCACUGCUGACUGCAGAAGUUUUAUUUUCUUAUUUGAACUCAGGACUUCAGGAGAAGAGAAGCAGGAAGGAAGGGGAAGGACGGGUCUCCACUGUGCCCGUUGUAGUCCAGGGGACACAGCCUCUGAAAACGUGUUUUCUGUCCCCCGCUACUCUCCCAGGGGAGGGUGCUGUUAGUGAGUUCCUCUGCUGGGGCAGAGAGUAUAGCUACUUUACUCCAGCCUUGCUCAUACUGGUUUCAACUGGACCUGAGCUACUGGGAAAGACAACAUUCAUGAAAAAAGAAAAACUUAAGUAGCAAGAAUGCAUUUCCAUUUUGCUUUUACGAAACUGUUGCCUGAACCGGGUGGUGGCACACACCUUUAAUUCCAGCAUGUGGGAGGCAGAGGCAGGUGGAUGUUUCCGAAUUCAAGGCCAGCCUCUAACAGAGUGAGUACCAGGACAGCCAGAGCUACACAGAGAAACCUUGUCUUGGAAAACAAAACAAACAAAUUAACAAGCAAGGAAAGAAAUUGUUGCCUGUUUCUCUUGACCCUGGAAGAGGCCACUCACUGUGUGCUGGUGUAUGAACCGCCCAGGAGGCGGGAGAUGAUAGUGGGGUGGGGGAUGGCAGGGUGAUACAGUAGCUUUGUUUAGCACAAAAGCCAAGUCAAGUGAAAAUCAAGAAAAAUGUUUCCUGUAACAGAGAAGACUUCGGUUUCGUUCUGUGUCUUGUUUCUGUCUUACAGAUUGUCUGUGCUUGGCUUCAGGGAAUCAAUGUGUGCCAGGCUUAGGAAAGAAGGGUGUCCACUUCCUGUUACCCCUCACUGCCACCGUGGCCUUCCUCACUUCACAUCCAGUUCCCGCAGAGGCACUGGUCCCCUCCAUCACUUUCCCUUCACUGAUGUUAGUAGUCACCCAGGAGACCGCAGAGUGGUGCUGGGAUUAAAGUGAGCCUUGCAAUCGUUUACCAGAUCCCAACACUUUGCUAGUAGCUUACCUUUUCAGAAAGUGCCACCCUCAGGGGAUAGGAGGUGGAGCCUGGAGGCCACGCUUGUGCUGUCUGCUCCACAGAUCCAGGUGCCACUGCCCUGGGCUUUGUAUGUUUCAGGGUCUGUUGCUGUCAUAGAAAAGGGUUUGUAAGUUGACAAAAACCAGGCAGGUAUUCAUGUUUUCCCCCUUUGUUAAAUUUCUGGG
Chionomys nivalis (European snow vole) is the source of this 3263-nucleotide messenger RNA. It is a transcript of the gene Il6r, whose product is annotated as interleukin 6 receptor. Gene Ontology annotation, molecular function: cytokine receptor activity; protein binding. Gene Ontology annotation, cellular component: membrane; external side of plasma membrane. Lineage: Eukaryota; Metazoa; Chordata; Mammalia; Rodentia; Cricetidae. Gene Ontology annotation, biological process: cytokine-mediated signaling pathway. The record is from RefSeq and is a predicted model, not a curated record. Bases 213 to 1592 code for a protein of 459 amino acids. The transcript has 10 exons.